AGGACCCAGAGCCGGAAGCGCUUACCUUUUCCCUGCCAGGACCGGAGGCUCCGUCCCAUCAGCCCCUGCGCGCUGCUGUCCCCUCCUUCUUCUUCGGCGCUGCCGGCGGGGUGGCUGCUGUCUCCUGCGCGGCAUCAUGGCUGCCCUCAGACCACUGGUGAAGCCCAAGAUCGUCAAAAAGAGGACCAAGAAGUUCAUCCGGCACCAGUCUGAUCGAUAUGUCAAAAUUAAGCGAAACUGGAGGAAACCCAGAGGUAUUGACAACAGGGUGCGGAGAAGAUUUAAGGGUCAGAUCCUGAUGCCCAACAUUGGGUAUGGGAGCAACAAGAAAACAAAGCACAUGCUGCCCAGUGGCUUCCGGAAGUUCCUGGUCCACAAUGUCAAGGAGCUGGAAGUGCUCCUGAUGUGCAACAAAUCUUACUGUGCUGAGAUAGCGCACAAUGUAUCUUCCAAGAACCGCAAAGCCAUUGUUGAAAGAGCAGCACAGCUGGCCAUCAGAAUCACCAACCCCAAUGCCAGGCUGCGCAGCGAAGAAAACGAAUAGAUGGCUCACAUGUUCCUGUUAUUUGUGCUUAAAUAAAAUAAAACCAUAAAACCUGC
Molecule: messenger RNA, 600 nt
Organism: Nannospalax galili (Upper Galilee mountains blind mole rat)
Lineage: Eukaryota; Metazoa; Chordata; Mammalia; Rodentia; Spalacidae
Gene: Rpl32
Product: ribosomal protein L32
Exons: 4
Coding region: 137-544 (135 amino acids)
Biological process (GO): translation
Cellular component (GO): ribosome; cytosolic large ribosomal subunit
Molecular function (GO): structural constituent of ribosome
Source: RefSeq, a predicted model, not a curated record